AAAAUAACAGUCACCGGUCUGGAUCGGUGAGACGAUUUUCGUCAGCUGAUUCCAAGCGUUUGGUUUUUGUGGAAAAUAAAUAGAAAAGAAAAACGUUAAAAAGACUUGAAAUGGAGGAUCCUGAGACAAAUGGUAAAGAGUCAUCAGAUGACGAUGUUGAUUUAAGUUCUCCAGAAUCUUCACCAUCCAGACUGUCUGCAGUACCGUUCCAUCCGCUGUACAGAAUUACAGUCCCUGAUGCUGUGAAAAAUGGAGAUGUUUUACAGUUUACCAUCAAAGUGUACAAGUGGGAUGAAGAUGUUGAAGUCAGUGAGAUAUUGAGGGUAUAUGGAGAUAUAGAAUGGUUACAUCACAACAUCAUUACACAAAACAAUAUUGAUGGCCUUAUUGUCCCACCCCUUCCUCACAGUCCGGAGGUUGAUGCCAAAUCUGCUGAGUCGAAAUCAAAGAAACAACUGGGUAAUGAUUCAAGAAUUGUCAUUCCAGAUGAGUUUUCAAGGGAUUGUAGACAAAUAGAAAAAUAUUUGAGACUGAUGCUUAGUCAUGAAACAUUUGGAAAGGAUAAAAGCCUUGCAAACUUUCUAUGUGAAAAAGACGCACCUGUGAAGACAAAAGUUAAUCAGGGGUUCUUCAGUCGUAUGUCUUCUGCUGUUGAGACUGCUAGAAAAGGACAUCACAGAGACAUUGACGAAUUCUUUACCAAAAAAAGAGAAUGGUGUACAGCUUUCUCAAAAGCUAUUAAAGACAUGUCAAAUGAUUUCAACAGAAUGGUGAAUGCUCAACACAGACUAGGGACCAGCUAUGCUCAUACGUCAACAACUUUACAACUUGGUGGUGUCAACAGAGAUCUAACAAGUCUUACCAUAAACAGGUACCUGACAACAUUAUCAGAUGCCACUGAAAAUACAAAGCAUGGGUUAGAGGUGUUGUGUAGAAAUGAUGAAAAAACACUGGGAUUUCAACUAGAUCUUUAUGCCAGAUAUGCUGAUUCUAUAAGGGACAUGCUGUUUAGAAGAACAUGUUUACUGGUAGACUAUGAAGAUGCUAACAAAGCCUUAGACAAAGCCAAACCAGCUAAAAGAAAAGCCGCAGAAGAGGCUAAGCACGCUGCAGAAACAAAAUAUGAAAUGUGUUGUGAUAAUGCAAGAAGAGAACUGAAGAUGUUUCUCCAAGCAAGAAUGUUAGCCUAUCAGGAUGGACUUGUUGCCUUUGCAGAGUCUCAGAUAAAGACGGCACGUGACACAUAUACUUUACUAGCCAAAACAAUGACUAUGUUAAAACAAACAGAGGAAUAAUGCCUCAAUUAAACUUAUAUAAAUUACUUAAAUUGUGCAAUUGGCUUCUAGUCAAAACAUCCCUAGAUGGAUAAUGAUAAAACAGUGAUGGUUGAACAGAAAACUGCCUUAAAACCAAAAUCCAAUCAUUUAUGUCUUGAGAAAUGUACUGGAGUUCAUGUCUGGUUUAAUCCAGAAAUUUUAUCACCACAAAACACUAAACUUCCCAUUUGAAUCUAUCAGUUUAUGUCCUGGCGAAAAUGCUGUUUGGGUUGAAAUUGUUAUUUUCAUGUCAUAGGAAUUAAAUGAUUUCACAGUACGUAGUCAUGGAUUAUUUAAAUGUUUGCUGGGAUAUUGCUGUUUCCGUAUGGUUAAAUGAUAGACUUCAGUCAUGAUAUAUUGUAAUAGGUACAUAAAUAAUAGUAUUUUGCCACUUAAUCUGUCUACUAAUCAUGAUUAAUGGUCCAUGACAUAAUCGUCAACAAAAUUUUCAUCACUGGCAAGUUUUAACAUUGUAAUAUUGCCACAAAAAUAAAUUGAGGAAAAUCAUGACCCUUAACCUGAGUCUGCCAUACUUGGCACUACCUACGGGUGUCUUCUUAUAGUUAAUGGAAGUUGUAAAUCUUCUCUCUGCAGAAAUUAUUUUUGUUAUAUGUUUAAUUCAUUCAUGAUUUUCUUGUGUAUUAUUCACCUAGCGAUGUUCUGGAAAGAAAGCCUUGUUUCAUCUUUUAACAUUCCAGUCACCUUUCUGUCAUACAUUAUACAGAAUUUAUACAAACUAUUUUAUCCUUUUAUUUGAUAUACAUUUAUACACAAAUUACCCAUUUAUUCUUGCACCUUUAAAAAUGCUAAAAUCAGUUGUUACUGCAGUUGAUUCCGAGCUUACUUUAGACUUUCUGCCUUUUAUGAUUGAUACACAGAUAAAGAAUUUUGAAGUAUUUUAGUUGGUUUGCAGAUUAAUUAUUUUCAUUCUUAUAUUACCCAGUUUGUUUUCCUGUAAAACAGAGGAGACUGGAAGUGUGAUAAUUAUUCUGCGAUAAAAUCACUGUUUGUACAUUACUGUUACGCUGUCAAAAUGGCGAGCUGAAAAUAAAUGUAACAUAAAACAUGAACCAUAAGAAAUUUGGUGGAAGUGUUCAAGGAUGUAGGUUGUAAUUCUUGAUAUUCACAGUUGUUUUAGGAUCUUACUAAUAUAUCUUGGAGAUCUUCUCUGGAAUAAAACAAUGGUUGUUCAGAUUUGUAUUGUUAUUACAUGUACAUACUCAUUUCUGUUAUCUGUUACAUGUAAGUUACAAUGGUACCGAAAACGUCAAUACUUUUCCAUACACUCAACGCCUGAAUUUCAUUUGGGUGCAUGACAUAUUUCGAUGUGUCGUUGUAUUAAUUCUUUAUUUAGUUCAGUAUUGUCUAUCUUAUUCAGGCUAUUGUCAGCAGAACAAAUUCAUAAUUUUUACAUUACAUUUGUACGUGUAGAUGCGUAUGUAAUAAAAAGGUUAUUAUCUUUGCAUCGGGAAAUAUGCACUCAUUCUUUAGUGGAAGAAUAUUGUGCUCCUAAAGUCACGCAGUAUUUCCGCUGCAGAACUUGUGCAUAUUUCCCGAUACAAAGCUAAUAACCUAUAAUUAUAUAACUCAAGCUGUGCCCUUGUUUUAUAACUAUUGUUUGUGAACUCCAAAGAAUUACUUUAUCAAUUUCACUGUUUUGGAUAUAUUAUUGCUUGAUUAAUCACUGUUAUUGUGACUUAAUGUGUAGGAACUGUAGAAUGUUACUUGUUACAGUUCAGUGCCAAAAUAUCAAACAAAGAAAAUUCUAAGUUAAUUCUUAAAACUUAGAUUUUAAAAAAUGUUAAGAACCUUCUACUGACCAGUGGACUGAAUUCAGCUCAAAGGUUAACCCUUAGCCUGCUGGUGGCAAGUGAUUCUGCCUUUGCGACCAGUGCAGACCAAGAUCAGCCUGCACAUCAAUGAACUCAUUUAUUCAAAAUUUCCUGCCAUCUCAAAGACAUAUUCAAGUCCUGUCCCAAAAACAUGUGCACAAAAUGUCAUUUUGAGUACAAUUUCAGUUAUCUUGAAGUAAAAUGCUUGAUCCCUUUGAAUUUGAGAUACCGACUUUCAACUGUAUUUUGAUACUGACCAGAAACAAGUUAGCUAUCUCAGAAAAUGUUUUUGUUUUUUUUAUCUUGUUCAAGACUUCCAUCAAAUCUUCUAUUAAAAAGUUCAUUCUAGUUCAUUUUCUUUUAAAAUGUGUUUUUCUUUUUAAUGUAUACAUUGUAAUUUUUUUUUUUAGUCUGGUCACCUUCAUAAAUUUUAUGCUCAUUUGUCUCAGAAAUCAUGUCGUAUUUUAUGUUUUAUACCGGUAUUAUUGUUCAGGUACAUUGUAGCAAGUAAGACCUAGUGUAUACAACAGCCAGUUAAUUUUACAAAACUUAUUAGUGACAACAUCAAUACCUCUGCAAAUAUUUCACCCUGAAGUUACAAUGCUUUGUUUAGUUUUUCAUCAUUAGCUUAAUGUUUCUUGUAAGUAAGAUUUUAGUUACUUGCAGACAAAAUUUUUAUACAGUGUCUCAUUUAUGGUGCUGCUCCUUGACCUUUGGGGUAGUUUGGUGGCACCUAAAACUACUUGUAGGUCACAAGUUUUAUCUCUGAUCAAAAAUUAUUUUUCUCUUAAGACAGUUUGACAAAAGAUGUCAUGUCUGAAAUUAUUCAACCUCCUACAUGUGAAAGGAUCUUGUGAGCUGCAGGUUAUUCUUGUGUGAAACACUGUAAAAGCAGAAAUUUUUACGAGGGUUAAAUUUCGCUAUAUUCGCAAGGCCCUACAUAUCGCAAAAAUUAAUCCUCUCAUAAAUAUUCACCAUUAGUAUAAAUCAAAUUCAAGUAGGAUACCAUUUUUACAAAUUCGCGAAAAUAUCGAACCUCGCGAACAUACUCAAAAUUUCAUAUUCACAAAAUUUUGGUGCAGCGAAAAUAUGUGCUUUUACAGUAUAACCAGCAUGCACAGUAGAAAUAUAACUUACGAAAGGCAAUGAAUCCAACAAAAUAUAUUUAAACAAUGGUUGUUAUGAUAACCUUAAUUUCCGGGGUGUUCUUGGAUAGUUCUACAAGAUUUUUAGCUCACCUGAGCACGAAGUGCUCAAGGUGAGCUUUUGUGAUCGCCCUGUGUCCGUUGUCGGUCCGUCCGUCGUCAACAAUUUGACUGUUAACACUCUAGAGGUCACAAUUUUGGCCCAAUCUUUAUGAAACUUGGUCAGAAUAUUACCCUCAAUAAAAUCUUGGACGAGUUUUAUAUUUGGUCACCAGGUCAAAUCAAAGGAAAAGCUUGUUAAUACUCUAGAGGUCACAAUUUUGGCACAAUCUUAAUGAAACUUGGUCAGAAUGUUACCCUCAAUAAAAUCUUGGUCGAUUUCGAUACUGGGUUAUCUAGGGUCAAAAACUAGGUCACCAGGUCAAAUCAAAGGAAAAGCUUGUUAACACUGUAGAAGCCACAUUUAUGAUUAUAUCUUCAUGAAACUUGGUCAGAAUGUUAAUCUUGAUGAUUUUAAGGUCCAGUUUUAAUCUGGGUCAGGUAGGAUCAAAAACUAGGUCACCAGGUCAAAUCAGAGGAAAAGCUUGUUAACACUCUAGAGGUCACAUUUAUGACCAUGUCUUUAUGAAACUUGGUCAGAAUGUUAAUCUUGAUGAUCUUUAGGUCAAGUUCAAAUCUGGGUCAGGUGGGGUCAAAAACUAGGUCACUAGGGCAAAUCAAAGGAAAAGCUUGUUAACACUCUAGGCCACAUUUAUGACUGUAUCUUCAUGAAACUUGGUCAGAAUGUUAAUCUUGAUGAUUUUUAGGUCAAGUUCAAAUCUGGGUCAGGUGGGGUCAAAAACUAGGUCACUAGGGCAAAUCAAUGGAAAAGCUUGUUAACACUCUAGGCCACAUUUAUGACCAUAUCUUAAUGAAACUUGGUCAGAAUGUUAAUCUUGAUGAUCUUUCGGCCAAUAGGUCAGGUGAGCGAUACAGUGCCUUCAUGGCCCUCUUGUUAAUUUUGCCGGAAUACUCCUGCAGGUAGUUGAAAGCUCGAACGCCAGUAUUUUGAAAAGUUUCGUUCAACCAUUUUCCUAAAUAUUUUGAAACUUUUUUCUUGUUAAUGCAGGUUAUAGCUAGGGUGGAUGAUUCUUAUGUAAAGAUAAAACUUUUCUGCAAGAAACACAAGAAAUUAUACUACUCAAUUUACUUAUUGUAUACAUUUUAUUUUUCAGUCAAUUUCAGGAAAUCUGCAGUGUUGUUAUUUCUGAUAAAAGUUGUGAACAAGAGGAAAACUGAUACAUUAAUGAUUAUGUAUAAACAAAUUUUUUAAUGGUGCUUGUAUAUUAUAUGGCAAAUAUAUAUAAAUAUACAGUAAGUUAUUUUCCAGGUUAGCCAAAACAUGUUAUCCUCAUAUAGAUAUACUAUAUAUUUAGAAUGUUGUACACUGAAAUCUAAUGACAGACCUUUUAAAAUCAAUUUUAACUAAAAGCAUUUAAAUAGAAAUUUAGGAAUUGCAUGUAGCGUUCACUUGAAAAUAAAUAUAUACAGUAUCCUAAGCCUGUAGUCACCAAAGCAUGAAAUUCACAUUUUAGAUUUUAAAAAUGUCACUUUUUAAGUUUUCAUUCUGGUGGAACUUGAUGGAAUAAUUUUUUUUCUUCUGCAAACAUUUCUUUGAACCUGAAUUAUUGACCAGCAAAUGCUGUAAACUGGUCAUUUUGCCAAAAAAUGCGCCAUUACCAAAAUGAGUUAUGUAUUUAUGGCAUUCAUCAGAUUAUGUGCAAUAUUUUUUGGCUCUACCGAGGUAUGUGACCCAUACUGACAGUUGGCCAUUUCCAUUAGAUUCCAAAUCUGCUUAUGCUAUUUCAGCAUUCUCCAGAUGGUACAAGGUCAUGUGCUCGUAUAAUCCACUUUUUAAAUGACUAAGAAGUCUUAUACCAGAGUAUGUAAUCGAACAGAGAUUGCCAGUCAUUACCUUAACACCUUAGUUAAGGUAGUGGAUAACCUUCCCUUAACACUUUAGUUAAGGUAGUGGAUAACCUUCCCUUAACACUUUAGUUAAGGUAGUAGGUAACCUUCCUUUAGCACUCAAGGUAGUGGACAACCUUCCGUUAACACUUCAUUUAAGGUAUUGGACCUAUAAUGGCAAUUGGUGAUUUCUGUUCAAUUAGUGUUUUCUGUAUAUGAUUUCGGCAUGCUCUGGUUCUUUCGGAAAUCAAUGCUCAUACAAGUGCCAAAAUAACAAAUAUGAAUUUCCAUUAAAUUAUGUAUUCUCUGUAUAUGGUUGCGGCAUUCUGUGGCUGUUACAGAUACCAUUGCUUAUACGGGUUACAUUUACAGCCAAAGAAUGCUGAAAUAACAGAGGAGAAUACGAAAGUUCACCAAAAUGACCAGUGUGUCAUUACGGGUCCGCUACCUAAAUGACAGGUUAAAUAUUUAGUAACUAUGCUGUUUAUAUGUAUACAAAAUGUAUACGUAUAUAGUGGACAUUUUUUUUAGAUUAAAUUAGUAUUUAUACAUUUUUAUCAGAUAUAUUAUUAUUGAUUUAUAUAUUGUUGAUUAUAAGUAAACAAUAAACUGUUAAUUAUU
Molecule: messenger RNA, 6861 nt
Organism: Mercenaria mercenaria
Lineage: Eukaryota; Metazoa; Mollusca; Bivalvia; Venerida; Veneridae
Product: sorting nexin-5-like
Exons: 14
Coding region: 111-1295 (394 amino acids)
Molecular function (GO): phosphatidylinositol binding
Source: RefSeq, a predicted model, not a curated record